AUGGCUUCCAAUACAGGCAAGGCCGGUGUCAUUGUCGCUCCCGAUUCUGCCAGCCCUAUGGAUCAUCUUGCACACGCCGUCCUCGACGACCUCCUCUACAAUACCAUACACGACAUACUCAUAAAAGCACAUCGAGACGAGAAAAUGGCAAGAGCGACGACGGCUGUCAUUCUUGCUGAGAAGCUGGCUUCCGAUGCAUCAGAAAGCUCCACCCCCGACUCCAAACCCGAUGUCAGAAUAGAGACGGAUGCCGCCAUCUACGAAGACGGCAAGGUCACACUCAAGGGCAACCCUCUCAAGACGACGAAAGAUAUCCUGUGUCCACGCUGCCACCUCCCCCGACUCCUUCAUCCCACCGACGGCAAGGGCGCGAGGAAACCCGACCCUGGCGUCGUCUACUGCAAGAAGGUGCCUUACAUUGACAAGCCUGGAUUCGAUAUUUAUGGCCAGACGUGGGUACAGCCGGGACCCGGCCGUGGCAAGAAGAAGAAGGACAUGAAGCCGGACCCAAACAUCGAACCAAACCCCGGCGCCCCGGAUCAGCGACCUCCCAACGUCCUCUCCUUCCCCUCCGCCACCUGCAGCAAGUGCAAGCGCUGCAUUCUCGUCACCAGGCUGAACAACCACAUGGGCUCCUGUAUCGGCAACAGCGGCAGGAACGCCAGUCGAGCAGCCGCGGCCAAGAUUUCAAAUGGCAGCAACGGGAACAGCCAGAACGACGGCACGCCCCCCUCGAGUCAAAAGGCCACACCAGUCCCGAAUUCACGAGCCUCGAGCCCCAAGAAGCGUGCCAGUGAGGAGGCGGAAGAAGAUGGCACGUCCGACGCGAGCGGGCCCAAGAAGAAGAAACUGAAGCCGUCCCCAAUGACAAAGAAGGUCAUCCUCAAGACGAAGGGUCCAAAGAAGGACAAGGUCAAGGGCGGCUCGCUCCUGAGCCAGGAGCACAAGCCCGACGAUGAUGAUGGCGACAACUCGACGGUCGAGGUGGCCCCGAAGAAGAAAGUCGACAAAGACAUUGGAAAAGGCAUCAGUCCUACGAAGAAACUCAAGCUCGGCUCCAACAAGCCGCCUCUGUCAUCACCCAUGAGCAAAAAUGGUCGAGAAGGAGACGCCGAGUCUGAGUCUAGUGGAACGUUGUCGUCACCUCCUCAUGCUUGA
Molecule: messenger RNA, 1158 nt
Organism: Verticillium nonalfalfae
Lineage: Eukaryota; Fungi; Ascomycota; Sordariomycetes; Glomerellales; Plectosphaerellaceae
Exons: 2
Coding region: 1-1158 (385 amino acids)
Source: RefSeq, a predicted model, not a curated record